AUGACGGAGAUUUCAGAUGAGACGUACUAUAUCGACGAGAACGGUAUGUUAUUGGAUGAGCCGGCACAACAGGACUUACGAGCCGUAGAGUUCAAUUUCUUGGACAACAAGAACAUUUGUUGUGGUCUAUGCGGAGAAAUCGUGCCGUAUGAUCUGUUGAUGAGUGAGCACUUACCAACACAACACCCUGAUGUUAGUGUGCUUGGCGAUGGUGGCAGUAUGGAUUUCGAGGAGAUUCCAUAUGAGGUGUGGCUGAGGGAUAAGUUGAGUAGUGAGAAGAAGCAUAUGGAAAACGGAUUCAGAAGUGCAGCUUAUGAUCCGCUGCGUUUAUCGCGUUCAACACGUGUUCUCAGACGUGUCUCGCAAGUUAGAGUGAAUCCAAACGAAAUGUCAUUGGCACAAUUGGAUAAUGCAUUGCGCAAGAAGAUGGUCGAGAAAAUGGGACGAAAAGUGCCAGUAACGUUAGUGGAUAAGCAGCAUGCGCGAUGUGGUAUCUGUAAUGCAGUGGUAUCGUUGAACCGUAAAUUUGAAGUGGUGCAUCUGGUGAGACACUUCAACGCAUGGCAUCCGUCUGCGCACAGAUGUGCUGGAACAUGGAAAGAUCGGGUUAGAAUUUGCAAGAUUUGUUUAUUUCAACAUUAUUGUGAUCACUUGAUUUAG
Molecule: messenger RNA, 660 nt
Organism: Anisakis simplex (herring worm)
Lineage: Eukaryota; Metazoa; Nematoda; Chromadorea; Rhabditida; Anisakidae
Source: the annotation of a GenBank genome assembly